AUGUCUAUUUCUGCAAAACCAACACCGGUGAAGCGUGGUCAUUUUACACCUGCUUCUCAGAGCAGUAAUAAGCGUUCAAAAGUUGUUGAAUCCAGUUCUUUUGAGCAUGAUCUAAGCCAGAUCUCUCAAGAUACAGUUGUCAAGAAUACAGAACAAAUGUGGGAAAGACCAUCAAUACCAGAUGACUUUAAUCCGUCUACACACACAAUAAACUUUCAACAGCUUGACGCUGAAGAAGCGACUUCUCAUGAUGGAAAUUCCCUUGUGAGACUCUUUGGGGUAACAGAAGAUGGUCAUUCUAUUGUUUGCGACAUGACGGGUUUCAGCCACUAUUUCUAUUUUCCUGCGCCAGUCGGCUUUCGUAAACCUGAAAUUUCUAAGUUAAUAGAACACAUCAAAACAAAAGAACUUGGGUCAAUCAAAGACAUUGAAAUAGUUCUUAAAGAGUCUAUUUGGGGAUACAAUGGCAAUGUAAAGUCUCCGUUUUUAAAAAUAUUUUGUUCAGAUACCCGUUCCAUCCAACGUAUUCGUGCCGCAUUUGAACGUGGCGAAAUCAACUUUUCAUCAAAUGGCUCAGUUUUUUUCAACAACCCAGGAACUUCUUAUGAUAAUAUAAACUACGUCCUUCGAGCUAUGAUUGACUGUAAGAUCACUGGUAUGUCUUGGAUCACACUCUCAGCAGGAAAAUAUAAAGAAGUUCCAAAAAAUAAGCGAUUAUCUCGUUGUCAGAUUGAAGUUGAGAUUGAUUACAACGACAUUAUUUCUCAUUCAGCUGAAGGAGACUGGUCAAAGAUGGCUCCUUUGCGUAUCCUUUCAUUUGAUAUUGAAUGUGCUGGUCGCAAAGGUGUUUUUCCUGAGGCAGAAAUAGAUCCUGUUAUUCAAAUUGCAAAUACAGUUAAUACAUAUGGCGAGUCUACUCCAUUUAUCAGAAACGUCUUUACACUUAAUACGUGCGCUCCAAUUGUCAGUACACAGAUAAUUGAAAACGAAACAGAACGGGAACUUCUUAUGAGGUGGAGAGACUUUGUCCGUAAAAGCGAUCCAGAUGUUAUAAUUGGCUACAACACAACAAACUUUGAUUUUCCAUAUCUUCUAGACCGUGCAGAGGCAUUGGGAUUAAAUGAUUUCCCGUAUUUUGGACGUAUGACAAACAUUAAACAACAGGCCAAAAAGACCACAUUUAAUUCGAAAGCAUUUGGAGCCUCCGAGUCUAAAUCAAUCAACAUUGAUGGCAGAAUGCAAUUUGAUAUGCUGCAAUUCAUCAGACGUGAGUUUAAACUCCGUAGCUACACUCUUAAUAGUGUAUCAGCUCAUUUUCUUGGUGAACAAAAAGAAGAUGUUCAUCAUUCAAUUAUUACAGAUUUACAGAACGGCACCAGUGAAACACGCAGACGUCUUGCGGUUUACUGUCUUAAAGAUGCCUUUUUACCGAUGCGUCUAAUGGAAAAACUCAUGUGUUUAGUAAAUUAUACCGAAAUGGCUCGUGUCACUGGAGUUCCGUUUUCUUAUCUUUUGACUCGUGGUCAACAAAUUAAAGUUAUUUCUCAACUUUUUCGCAAGACUCUGGAUCUCGGCUUCGUUAUUCCCAGUUUACGUAGCGAAGGUUCUUCUGACGAACAAUACGAAGGUGCUACUGUUAUCGAACCCAUUCGCGGCUAUUAUGAUGUUCCGAUUGCUACUCUUGAUUUUUCUUCGCUGUAUCCUAGUAUCAUGAUGGCUCACAAUCUUUGUUAUACUACUCUCCUAGACAAAGACACUAUUGAACGGCUGAAUCUUAAAGAGGACGAAGAUUACACCAGAACACCUAAUAAUGAUUGUUUUGUAAAAUCAAAAUUACGGCAUGGCAUUUUGCCCGAUGUUUUAAACGAACUUCUAAGUGCCCGUAAGCGUGCCAAAGCAGAUCUCAAGAAAGAAACCGACCCCUUCAAACGUGCUAUUCUUGAUGGUAGACAGCUUGCCUUGAAGAUUUCUGCUAACUCAGUUUAUGGCUUCACUGGUGCUACUAUUGGCAAACUUCCAUGUCUUGCUAUUUCUUCCUCUGUCACAUCUUUUGGCCGUGUGAUGAUUGAACGGACAAAAAAUGAGGUCGAACAAAAAUACAGAAUAGAGAAUGGGUACUCUCAUAAUGCUACUGUUAUUUAUGGUGAUACUGAUUCUGUGAUGGUUAAAUUUGGGCCAAACGAUCUUGAAACAUGCAUGAAGAUGGGCUUAGAAGCUGCCGACUUUGUCUCCACAAAGUUUAUAAAGCCCAUUAAAUUAGAAUUUGAAAAGGUUUACUUCCCUUAUUUGCUCAUCAAUAAGAAACGUUAUGCUGGAUUGUACUGGACCAAAACUGACAAACCCGAUAAAAUGGAUACCAAGGGUAUUGAAACUGUUCGCCGUGAUAACUGUCGGUUGGUUCAAAAUGUUAUUGAGACAGUCCUUCAAAAAAUUUUACGGGAGCGGGAUGUUGCUGGCGCUGAAGCAUAUGUUAAGAUGGUUAUUUCUAAGCUUAUGCAGAAUCAGGUAGAUUUGUCCCUGCUUGUCAUCACCAAACAAAUUUCUCGUGCUGAUUAUGCUGCUAAGCAGGCUCAUGUUGAGCUCGCCGAGCGCAUGCGCAAGCGCGAUCCGGGUUCUGCUCCUCAACUCGGUGAUCGUGUUCCUUAUGUUAUUAUAAAAGGUGGUGCAAAUGGAAAAAACUAUGAAAAAAGUGAAGACCCAAUUUACGUUCUUGAGCACAAUUUGCCUAUUGAUACCAAGUAUUAUCUCGACAACCAACUUUCUAAUCCAUUAACACGUAUUUUUGAGCCUAUUCUUGGUCAAAAGAAGGCUCACUUGCUACUGACAGGCGAUCAUACUCGUACCAUCAGGGUUGCCGCUCCUACAACAGGUGGCUUAAUGAAGUUUGCGGUGAAAACUGAAGUUUGUAUGCACUGUAAACGACCACUUAAGCGCAAGAAAACUAAAUCCACAAACUCAAUGAUAAAACCUGGUUCUUCCUCGUCAAAGUUCGAUGGCAAGGAAAAUUUUAAUACAUCAGUUUCCAUUUCAACUGCUGAAAAAAAUGAUUCUGUAAUUGACGAAGAAAAAGGUGCAUUAUGCUUAGAUUGCCUAGACUACGCACCCUACUAUUAUCAGUCGACAAUAACCAAACUUAACUCUCUUGAAAGCAAAUUCUCGAAACUUUGGACUGAAUGCCAGCGUUGUCAGGGUGAAAUGCAUCAAGAAGUUAUUUGUUCCAGUAAGGAUUGCCCCAUAUUUUACAUGCGGAAAAAGGCACAAAAAGAUGUAAUUGCUUGUGCCAAAGAGUUAGCACGAUUUGACUAUACUGAAUGGUAG
Magnusiomyces paraingens is the source of this 3318-nucleotide messenger RNA. RefSeq lists its product as uncharacterized. NCBI's taxonomy places the organism in Eukaryota, Fungi, Ascomycota, Dipodascomycetes, Dipodascales, Dipodascaceae. The coding region runs from base 1 to 3318 and encodes 1105 amino acids. Gene Ontology annotation, cellular component: delta DNA polymerase complex. The record is from RefSeq and is a predicted model, not a curated record. The transcript has 3 exons. Gene Ontology annotation, molecular function: nucleotide binding; DNA-directed DNA polymerase activity; 3'-5'-DNA exonuclease activity. Gene Ontology annotation, biological process: DNA-templated DNA replication; DNA replication proofreading; nucleotide-excision repair, DNA gap filling.